This is a messenger RNA of Formica exsecta, 625 nucleotides long. RefSeq names its product autophagy protein 12-like (gene Atg12). NCBI's taxonomy places the organism in Eukaryota, Metazoa, Arthropoda, Insecta, Hymenoptera, Formicidae. Gene Ontology annotation, biological process: C-terminal protein lipidation; autophagy of mitochondrion; autophagosome assembly. The record is from RefSeq and is a predicted model, not a curated record. The transcript has 4 exons. The coding region runs from base 148 to 567 and encodes 139 amino acids. Gene Ontology annotation, cellular component: cytoplasm; Atg12-Atg5-Atg16 complex; phagophore assembly site membrane.
AGGUUGAAUGAAGUUGGACAUCUUUUAUAUACAUUCGAAGGCAAUCAGCUGAUUGUCAUUUUGCAGUGUGCAGUGUAGACUCGUGUGAAACAUAAGACAGUAUUUUCUUAAUUUCUCUUACCAGUUUCUCAAUGGAUCUAUUUUAUUAUGGCUGCUAAAGAGGAGGUAAACAAUGUGACAACCGAGACGAAGAUUGAAGAGACGCCGGAUUCAACGACCGAGGACGCACCGACUAGUUUAGAAACCAUCCCUGAGGGAAACGCGGUACGAAAUGGUCUUCAGACAGCGCAGAAGGAUAAAACAAAGAUUGAUAUACUCCUGAAGGCUACUGCCAAUGCUCCGAUUAUGAAACAGAAAAAAUGGUCGGUCUGCCAAGAUAACCCUAUCGGACGAAUCUCCGAAUUUAUCAAGAAGUAUCUUAAGUUGGAUCCCAAUGAGAGAUUGUUCCUUUAUGUUAAUCAGACAUUUGCACCUGCUCCCGAUCAGACAGUUAAGAAUUUAUAUGAUUGUUACGGUGCAGAUGGAAAAUUAGUCAUCCAUUAUUGUAAAAGUCAAGCCUGGGGUUGAAUUGUCAAAGUUAAUUUUUACCAUUAAAAGAAUAAUAUGCAAAUAUAUGUAUACAUAU